CACAACUCCGACGACAACUGAAACAACAACUACUCCGACGACUACUGUAACGUCAACCACGAGUGAAACACCGACAACUCCCAUGACUACAGAAACAACAACUACUCCGACAACUACCAUAACGUCAACCACAAGUGAAACACCUACCACUCCCACAACUGCAGAAACAACUACCACUCCAUCGACAACCGGAACGUUGACCACAUCUGAAGCACCCACAACUCCCACGACAACUGAAACAACUACCACUGAAACACCUUCAACUCCGACGACAACUAAAACAACUACUACUCCGACGACUGCUGUAACGUCAACCACAAGUGAAACACAGACAACUCCCAUGACUACUGAAACAACUACCACCCCGACAACAACCGCAACAUUGACACCAACUGAAACAACUACAGCUUCCUCAACGACUGAAACAACAACUACUCCGACGACUACUGUAACGUCAACCACGAGUGAAACACCGACAACUCCCAUGACUACAGAAACAACAACUACUCCGACAACUACCAUAACGUCAACCACAAGUGAAACACCUACCACUCCCACAACUGCAGAAACAACUACCACUCCAUCGACAACCGGAACGUUGACCACAUCUGAAGCACCCACAACUCCCACGACAACUGAAACAACUACCACCCGGACAACAACCGCAACGUCAACUACCACUGAAACACCUUCAACUCCGACGACUACUGAAACAACUACUCCUCCGACGAUUACUGUAACGUCAACCACAAGUGAAACACCUACAACUCCCAUGACUACAGAAAUAACUACCACCCCGACAACAACCGCAACGUCGACCACAACUGAAACAACUACAGCUUCCUCAACAACUGACACAACAAUGACUCCGACAACUACCGUAAUGUCAACCGGAAUUGAAACACCCACAACUCCGACGACAGCUGAAACAACUACUACUCCGACAACAACUGUAACGUCAACCACAAGUGAAACACCUACCACUCCCACAACUACAGAAACAAGUACCACCCCGACAACAACCGCAACGUCGAUCACCACUAACACACCUACAAGUCUCACAACUACCUCCACGUUGACAACCGUAACGUUGACCGCAACUGAAACAACUACAACACCCACAACUACUGAAACAACUACUACUCCGACGACUACUGUAACGUCAACCACAAGUGAAACACCUUCAACUCCGACGACUACUGAAACAACUACUACUCCGACGACUGCUGUAACAAACAAGUACCACCCCGACGACAACUGCAACGUCGACCACCACUGA
Molecule: messenger RNA, 1279 nt
Organism: Scleropages formosus (Asian bonytongue)
Lineage: Eukaryota; Metazoa; Chordata; Actinopteri; Osteoglossiformes; Osteoglossidae
Product: mucin-2-like
Exons: 3
Coding region: 83-1279 (398 amino acids)
Source: RefSeq, a predicted model, not a curated record